AUGGCUUCACCCGCAACCGUUGAGAAACAAGUAGGAGGGGAGAAGAAUGGCGGUACACGGCAGGUGCCAACUACCAAGGCACCAAGAUUCUAUCCUGCCGAAGACAUCCGCCAGCCAAAAAAGAGUCGUAAAUCACACAAGCCCACGAAGCUACGCGGCUCCAUCACACCGGGCACCGUCUUGAUCUUGUUGGCUGGUCGGUACAGGGGAAAGAGGGUGGUGUUCUUGAAGCAGUUGGAUAGCGGAUUGUUGCUGGUCACAGGUCCUUUCAAGGUCAACGGUGUCCCCCUCCGCCGAGUCAACCAGGCGUACACUAUCGCAACUUCAACAAAAGUCGAACUUGCCGACUUCAAACUUGAUGACAAGUUCACCGAUUCCUACUUCGCCAAAACCGUGUCCAAGGAGAAGCAGUCAGCAGAGACUGAGUUCUUUGAGGAUGGCAAGCCAAAGCCAAAGGAGCCGCUUCCUGAAUCGAAAACGUCGGACCAGAAGGAGGUUGACAAAGCUAUCAUCGCUGCCGUUAAGAAAUCCGAAAACCUCACGAAGUACCUCAAGGCCAGCUUCGGCCUGUCCAAGGGCCAAUAUCCCCACCAACUCGUCUUCUGA
Messenger RNA from Pleurotus ostreatus (oyster mushroom), 606 nucleotides. RefSeq names its product 60S ribosomal protein L6-3 (gene RPL6C). Gene Ontology annotation, biological process: ribosomal large subunit assembly; cytoplasmic translation. Gene Ontology annotation, molecular function: structural constituent of ribosome; RNA binding. The transcript has 2 exons. The record is from RefSeq and is a predicted model, not a curated record. Gene Ontology annotation, cellular component: cytosolic large ribosomal subunit; ribosome. The coding region runs from base 1 to 606 and encodes 201 amino acids. Lineage: Eukaryota; Fungi; Basidiomycota; Agaricomycetes; Agaricales; Pleurotaceae.